AUGCAGGCUAUAUUUAAGAGAAAGAAGAUUGCAAAAUUUAAUUUCCGUAUCACUGUUCAGCACUUGAUGAAGCUGCCAAAGAGUGGUAUUAUAUUGUAUAUAACAUGGAAACGAGGAAAGAAACACAAAGGAGAAACGAAAAAGGCCUUUGUAAAAGAUAAAACGGCUGUUUGGGAAGAGGAAAUUCAAUUCAAAGGAACACUGUUUAAAAAUUCAAAAGGAAAAUAUAAGAAAAAGUUUUUAGAAUUGUACAUACAUGAAGUAGUCCGAGACAAGAAGAAGGGAGAAAUAGGACACAUAUCCAUUAAUUUAGCAGAUUUUUCUUCUCUGCAGAUGGAGCCUCACUCCGAGAUUAGAACAUUUACUGUUCCGCUAUGGGGAGGAUCGUCCAACGGGGAGUUGAAAGUCAAGAUUGAAAGCGAGCCUAGAUUAAAAUCUGGUGCUGAUGAUCUCACAAGUUUAAGUGAAAACACCACAAUGACCGACGCAACCGAAGACAGUGAAUAUGAUAACACAAAGAGAAAAGGCUUUAGGUCAAGCAAAUUCAACAAGACUGGUGACGACGAUGAGUACAACGAGGAUGAUGAUCAUUUCGGAGAGACUUAUGACGAUGAUGAAGAAUUUGGAGAGCAAAAUUUUGAUGAAGAUCAUUAUCAUGAUGACGAUUUACGAAGCGGAGGAAGCAACCAAAGUCAAAACCAUUAUGAUGACGCUGAAAUUCCAAGUUCACAGCAGUCAAAGAAAUCAUCGGUCAAACAAAGCCAUGAUUCUCUGGAUGAUCUGGAUGAUGAGGUUAGUGGAAGGUCCUCUUCCAAUGUAAAGGAAGACUCUGAAGAUGAGCAACCAGUGAAAAAACCGGUGAUCAAAUCUUUGGCUGGUAUAAGUGCAGCAGAAAGAAGAAAUGCUCUUAACAAGAAUAAUAACAGAAAAAAGCAAAAUUUGAGUUUAACAAGUGAGGUGGAUUCAGAUGCUUUCUUGAAAAAUCUUGAAAAAACUAAUCAGACAAUCCAAGAGCGAACAAAGCGAAACGAGAAAAUCAACAGUGGACUUAAUGUCACAUCUCCAAGAAAUACAAUGUCCGAGGAGAGCAUGACUGGAGAUGAACACUCCAGUGGUGAUGAAGCACGAUUGGCUGAGGUUCAAAAACAGAUCAAACAAGAACAGCUUGAGAAGAAAGCAAUGCAAGAAAAACUCGAAAGAUUACAGAGAGAAGCCAAUGAAAGAGCUCUUAUCGACUAUGUUAUUAUCAACAAAUCGCCGCAGUUUGAGAAAGAAAUUGCUGUUUCUGCUCCAAUUCUUUACAAAUGCCUAAAACAUUGGGAUAGCUUCACUCCUGCAAAUAAUCAAGUUCUUUCGAAGAUAACUAAGGCCCUUCAACAAGUUGUCCAAAAGAACGAAAACAACCAAACCAAUCAAUGUUAUUGGUUAUCUGUGAUACUCUCCCUAUUAACACUCCUACAAACAGAUUUUCCUGUUUCUAGAUCUCAAGAGCACGGUAUUCAAAUUGAUUUACUCAAGCGAGUAGAGUCUUCAGCUAUCAACGCAGGCAAAGGUGUUAUGGAUGACGUGUUACCACCGAAAGAAAACGUAAUGGAUGUAAAGGAAAUGUUACAAACAGUUUAUCAAGUACUCGAUACAGAUAAGCAACACAAAAACACUUUAAUUAUUAAUUUCGGAGAUUCUACAACAAAUGAGGAUGAUUUUUCUUUCGACAGCCCAGUUUCUCAAUUCAAAAACGAGUUGUUAACAUUAGUGAACAAGAUAUUCAUUCAAUAUUACCAAGAUGUGAUACGCCAACUGUUGCCUUUCUUAUUCGAAGCACUAUUUGGAAAACAUGGCCAAAUGUCACAAACUUCAAGUCCUAUGAAAAUCGUGAAAUUAUUUGAAAAUUUUUACAAACUCUUCCAAGACAAUUACAUCUCCAAGACAUUUACCGAACAAUUCUUUGCACAUGUAUUUUACUUCAUUAAUUGCUUUGGAUUCAACGCUAUUUUAUCCGGAUCAAGAAGAUAUUGUAAUAUGGGCUCUGCAAUCAUGUUAAAGAUGUGCGUUUCACAGCUUGAACAAUGGGCUGAUGAGAAAAAGUUUGGACUUGGCUCUACGAAGAGCAUUAAGCGAGGACUCCUCCCAAUCGUUGGACUUGUAUAUUUGAGACAAAGCUCAGAUGUAAUGAUCAUGAAUAAGGCGUCACUUGUUGAUGCAACCACACGACAAGAAGUAUGUCCUGUGUUGUCUGCCACUCAAUUAAGAAAGGUUUUAGAAAGCUAUCAAAAGGACGAUUUCGAUCCUGACGUCGUUCCUCAGGCCGUUCUCAAAUCUCUGCCAGCAGUUGACAAGAACAAACCUGCCAAAUAUUUACUCGAUUCUACGGCCAUCUUUAAGCCCGAUUUAGAAAACCUCUCGCAAGAUUCAUCCUCUCUGAACAUUAUGAGCGACAGCAUUUUCCAAAACAAGGUUCCUAAAGAGCUACGAGAAGAGGAAGACUUUGCUUUUCUGUUGCAAUAG
Naegleria fowleri is the source of this 2505-nucleotide messenger RNA. RefSeq lists its product as uncharacterized. The coding region runs from base 1 to 2505 and encodes 834 amino acids. The transcript has a single exon. NCBI's taxonomy places the organism in Eukaryota, Heterolobosea, Eutetramitea, Acrasida, Naegleriidae. The record is from RefSeq and is a predicted model, not a curated record.